AUGAGUUGGGACGCACAUGUAAAAAGUCUGAUGGCCGGGCCUGGAAUGAAGUAUGCUGGUCUAUUUGGAAUGGACGCCAAUCCCUGGGCAAAAUCUGCCGGGUUCAACCCAACACAGGCGGAGAUAGCGCGAUUAGUCAAGCUUGUUCAAGGUCAGGACAUUAAAGGAGAAAGUAUUACAAUCUGCGGAACAAAAUACAUGUUCAGAAGCCCUGCUGAUGACGGACUUUUGACAGUCUUAUCCUUAGGUGGGGAGGAGAAAUUUGUGUGCAAUAUUUGCCAGACAACACGUGGAGUUAUAGUAGGUGUGUCACAGGCAUCCUGUGCGGGGGCUUCCAGAGAGUAUUUAGACAAAUAUAAGAAUUACUUGAAAGGAAUUGGAUAUUAG
Ruditapes philippinarum (Manila clam) is the source of this 387-nucleotide messenger RNA. Its product is annotated as profilin-like. Lineage: Eukaryota; Metazoa; Mollusca; Bivalvia; Venerida; Veneridae. Bases 1 to 387 code for a protein of 128 amino acids. The record is from RefSeq and is a predicted model, not a curated record. The transcript has a single exon. Gene Ontology annotation, molecular function: actin binding.